GGACUCUUAACAGCCUUCAGAUCUGAACCCAUCUUUCUCUUAUGUUUGUCAUCAACACAACCAUGGAAAUUACAUGGCUAAGCACAUCUCUAUGUCUUCUCUUUCUCUUGUUUGCUUUCAAUAUCUUCCUCCAAAGAAGAAGAAUACAUCCCCACCUCCCACCAAGCCCGCCUGCUAUUCCGAUUCUUGGUCACCUCCAUCUCCUCCUUAAACCACCAAUUCAUCGGCAAUUACAGAAUCUUUCUAAAAAAUAUGGUCCUAUCUUCUCCCUUCGCUUCGGAUCCAGUCCUGUUGUUAUCAUAUCCUCUCCGUCCACUGUUGAAGAAUGUUUCACCAAGAACGACAUCAUUUUUGCCAACCGGCCUCGCUGGCUGGUCGGCAAGUACAUAGGCUACAACUACACCACUAUUGCUUCAGCAUCAUAUGGCGAACACUGGCGCAAUCUCCGCCGCCUCAGCGCACUGGAAAUCUUCUCCUCAAAUCGCCUCAACAUGUUUCUAGGCACUCGCAGGGAUGAAAUCAAGAUUUUACUACACCGACUGUCUCAGAAUUCAAGGGACAAUUUUGCAAGGGUAGAGUUGAGACCAAUGUUUACAGAGCUAACAUGUAAUAUUAUAAUGAGAAUGGUUACAGGAAAGAGGUACUAUGGGGAAUAUGUGGAUAGUGAGGAAGCCAAGCAUUUUCAGAAAAUAAUGAGAGGGAUUUUUGAACUGGCUGGGGCAUCAAAUCCAGGAGAUUUUUUGCCUUUACUACGGUGGGUUGAUUUUGGGGGUUAUGAGAAGAAGUUGGUGAAGCUCAAUAGAGAGAAAGACGUGAUCUUCCAAGGUCUUAUUGACGAGCAUCGAAGUCCUGACCAGGGUCUAGUGAAUAAAAACAGCAUGAUCGAUCAUCUGCUUUCACUGCAAAAAUCAGAACCAGAAUAUUACACAGACGAAAUCAUAAAAGGGCUUGCACUGAUCUUAACUUUUGCUGGUACUGACACUACUGCGACGACAAUAGAAUGGGCUAUGUCUCUUCUACUCAAUCAUCCUGAUGUUCUGAAGAAAGCUAGAGCAGAAUUGGACACUCAUGUUGGAAAAGAUCGUUUGAUGGAAGAAUCAGACUUCCCCAAAUUACAAUAUCUUCGAAGUAUCAUUUCUGAAACCUUAAGAUUGUUUCCGGCCACCCCACUCUUGAUACCACAUAUUUCUUCAGACAAUUGCCAAAUAGGAGGAUAUGAUAUACCAAGAGGCACAAUAUUAUUGGUCAAUGCUUGGGCCAUUCACAGAGACCCUAAGUCGUGGAAAGAUGCUACAAGUUUCAAGCCAGAGAGGUUCGAAAAUGGGGAAAGUGAGGCAUACAAGCUAUUGCCAUUUGGCUUCGGAAGAAGGGCUUGCCCUGGUGCUGGCCUGGCUAAUCGAGUGAUAGGUUUGACUUUGGGGUUAUUGAUUCAGUGUUAUGAGUGGGAGAGAGUUACUGAGAAGGAAGUUGACAUGGCUGAAGGGAAAGGAGUCACCAUGCCCAAAUUAGAGCCAUUGGAAGCCAUGUGUAAAGCUCGUGCUAUUAUCAGAAAUGUAUUAUAAAACAAUGAAGAGACAUCUGGUUGAUGUUAGCAUUAUUGUCAUAUAUUUGUGUCGAUACAUGUUAUCAGUGUGCUCAUCGUAUGUUUUUGUUAUGUUAUUUUAGCUAGCCUAGUCUAAAAAUAAAAGAUUAUGAUUAUGUAA
Molecule: messenger RNA, 1703 nt
Organism: Vitis riparia (riverbank grape)
Lineage: Eukaryota; Viridiplantae; Streptophyta; Magnoliopsida; Vitales; Vitaceae
Product: cytochrome P450 81Q32-like
Exons: 2
Coding region: 42-1562 (506 amino acids)
Molecular function (GO): monooxygenase activity; heme binding; iron ion binding
Source: RefSeq, a predicted model, not a curated record